AUGAGCGCGGUGAACAUCACCAACGUGGCGGUGCUGGACAACCCCACCGCCUUCCUCAACCCCUUCCAGUUCGAGAUCUCCUACGAGUGCCUCGUACCCCUCGACNNNGAUCUGGAAUGGAAGCUCACAUAUGUUGGAUCAGCUGAAGAUGAAACUUAUGAUCAGCAACUUGAGAGCGUGCUUGUUGGACCUGUCAAUGUUGGGACCUACCGUUUUGUCUUCCAGGCUGACCCACCGGACCCUUUAAAGAUCCGCGAACAAGACAUCAUUGGUGUCACCGUGCUGCUAUUGACAUGCUCCUACGUGGGUCAGGAGUUCAUGAGGGUGGGUUAUUAUGUGAACAACGAUUACGAUGAGGAGCAGCUGAGAGAAGAGCCCCCAGCAAAGCUAUUGCUUGACAGGGUGCAGAGAAACAUUUUGGCCGACAAGCCCCGUGUCACCAAGUUCCCCAUCAACUUCCACCCUGAACCCGGCACGAGCGCAGAACAGCCGCAGCAGGAUGCAGAACAGCAGCAGCAGCCGACUUCACCGGAACCACAGAAGGCUCCAGUAGAGCCACAGAUGGCGCCACUAGAGAACGUCCACAUUGCUGCCGAGCAAUGA
This is a messenger RNA of Triticum turgidum subsp. durum (durum wheat), 603 nucleotides long. Lineage: Eukaryota; Viridiplantae; Streptophyta; Magnoliopsida; Poales; Poaceae. The record is from the annotation of a GenBank genome assembly.